This is a messenger RNA of Paramacrobiotus metropolitanus, 1044 nucleotides long. RefSeq names its product calexcitin-2-like. Bases 190 to 747 code for a protein of 185 amino acids. The transcript has 5 exons. The record is from RefSeq and is a predicted model, not a curated record. NCBI's taxonomy places the organism in Eukaryota, Metazoa, Tardigrada, Eutardigrada, Parachela, Macrobiotidae. Gene Ontology annotation, molecular function: calcium ion binding.
UUCAUUUGGGAGAAUUGCCAGUGUUGGACGUGUGUCGAUGCCCUUUGAUUGCUGAUUCCUGAACGGCGUUGUAUCCUCGCUGAAUUUUGAGUAUUUCUUAGAAUUCUGGGAUUCCCUAGUUUACUUGUCGGCUUAAUCGCGGUAACCUGAGACUGUUCAAUACGUUUAUCCAGUUAUUUGAGGGAAAACAUGGCUGCCGUGUCGGAUUUCCAGAAGAAGAAGUUGCUGCACUUGUUCAACACGUUUUUCGAUUGCAAUAAGAACGGGACGAUCGAGCGGAAGGACUUUGACAUGGCACUGGAGCGCGUGGCUAGUCUGCGCCAGGUCAGCCAGGGCAGCGGCAAGUACCGCGAGGUGGAGGAAUCGCUGAACUACGUCUGGGAGCACCUGAAGAAGGUGGCCGACCGCGACAACGACGGCAACGUCUCGCAGCAGGAGUGGCUCAAGAUGUGGGAGGAGGCCAUCACCAGCCAACAGGAGCCGCAGUGGGUCAAACGCUACCAGGAUUUUCUCUUCGAAGUGGAGGACGUCAGCGGUGAUGGUAAAGUGGACGAGAAGGAGUUCGUGGCAGCAUACACGCAGUUCGGCAUCGGCCAGGACGAAUGCCGCGGGGCCUUCAAAAAACUGACCAACGGAACCGGUGGAGAAAUCAGCAAAGCCGAUUUUGAGAAGCGCUUCCGCGAAUUCAUCCUGUCGAAUGAGCCGUCCGCGCCCGGCAACUAUUUACUGGGAAAAUCCACUUUCUAAAUAAACAACCGUCAUCCAAGCUAACUAACGCCAUUAAAGAAGACCGCCACCGGCAAUUCAAUAACCUCCGUUCUCUGUUCUGUUUUGUCGAUUUCUCACAGUACCCGUCAGCGUUUGUGAAUCCGUGGAUUAUAAUGUGUUCAAAGUUCAAAGUAACUUUCUUCUUGUGAAAUGCACGCGUGCUUUACUUUCGCCAACCAGUUUUGCGGUUUUAUGUCGAAUACAGGCAUACAAGCCAUUGCACUGUUGCACAGUACUCUAGUAAAACGGGAAAUUAAGACGCUUACAAGCAUAUAU